Messenger RNA from Phycodurus eques (leafy seadragon), 3063 nucleotides. RefSeq names its product potassium voltage-gated channel subfamily F member 1-like. The record is from RefSeq and is a predicted model, not a curated record. Bases 142 to 1581 code for a protein of 479 amino acids. Gene Ontology annotation, cellular component: membrane; voltage-gated potassium channel complex. Gene Ontology annotation, biological process: potassium ion transmembrane transport; protein homooligomerization. Gene Ontology annotation, molecular function: voltage-gated potassium channel activity. NCBI's taxonomy places the organism in Eukaryota, Metazoa, Chordata, Actinopteri, Syngnathiformes, Syngnathidae. The transcript is spliced from 2 exons.
GGAACAAGGACACAUCAACCACAGCUUAAGUAUUUCUGUCUUAAUUAAUUUUAUUGAUUUUUUUUGUUUUUUGUUAAAGUAUCAAAGAUUUUUAUUUGACUUGGACGAUACUUUAGGGUCACCCCACCCCGCUCCAGCAGAAUGUGGGGAACCCACAGGAGCCGGCGCCGAAGCGGCUCCGGAGCCAGCGAGGAGCCGGAGAUCGCGGUGAACAUCGGCGGGCUCAAGCAGGUGUUUUGCCGGGACGUUCUCAACCGCUUCCCGGACACCCGCCUGGCCCAACUGGUGAACUCAGCGCCCGCCCUCCCCGCGGAGGACAUCUCUUCCCUGUGCGAUGACUACGACCCGGAAAAGGGAGAGUUGUAUUUCGACAGGGAUCCAGACGCGUUCAAGUGCAUCACGGAGCUUUAUUACUACGGGGAGAUCCACGUGAAGCGAGGCAUCUGCCCCGUCUGCUUCAUGAAGGAGAUGGACUUUUGGAAAAUUGACUCGGAUUUCUUGGAUGAGUGCUGCAAGAGUAACUUGCAGGAGGUGGAGGACGAGCUGGAGGAGAUCGCCGAGAAGGUGAGGACUAUCCUGGUGGACCGGGAAGGAGAUCCGAGCGCCAUCGGCUGGCAGCGCUUCCAGACGUGCCUGUGGAGGCUCAUGGAGAAGCCCGAGUCCUCCUUGCCGGCGCACAUCAUCGCCAUCCUCUCCUUCGUGUUCAUCCUCGUCUCCUCCGUGGUCAUGUGUGUCAGCACCAUACCGGACCUGCAGGUGGAGGACGAGGAGGGGAACCUCAUGGAGAACCCCACCUUGGAGUGCAUCGAGACGGUGUGCAUCGGCUGGUUCACCGUCGAGUACGUCCUGCGCUUCGUCUCGUCCCCGAACAAAGUCAAGUUCGCGCUGGCCUUCAUGAACGUGGUGGACUUCAUGGCCAUCAUGCCCUUCUUCGUGGUGCUCCUCCUCACCUCGCUGGGCGCGGGCGUGAUGGAGCUGGCCAACGUGCAGCAGGCGGUGCAGGCCUUACGCAUCAUGCGCAUCGCUCGCAUCUUCAAGUUGGCGCGCCACUCGUCGGGACUCCAGACCCUCACGAGUGCCCUGAAGAGCAGCCUGAAGGAGCUGGGCCUGCUCCUCAUGUACAUGGGUGUGGGGGUCUUCCUAUUCUCCGCACUGGGCUACACCGUGGAGCAGAACCACCCGGAGACCUUGUUCACCAGUAUCCCGCAGUCCUUCUGGUGGGCCGUGAUCACCAUGACCACGGUGGGCUACGGCGACGUGUACCCCAAGACCACCUUGGGCCGGUGCAACGCCGCCAUCAGCUUCCUGUGCGGUGUGAUCGCCAUCGCCUUGCCCAUCCAUCCCAUCAUCAACAAUUUUGUCCUGUUCUACAAUAAGCAGCAGGUUCUGGAGACGGCCGCCAAACACGAGAUCGAACUGAUGGCCUUGCGCUUCGACCAGGACGGUGGCCAACACGAACACGUGUGUGGGGGUGAGGACGCCCAGGUGGUACUCCUGAAGACCCCCCACAAGGGAUGGGCAACGAACCGGGGCCCCAACACGAACGCCAACUCGGAGAGCACAGCUGAAACCAAACACUGAACAGUUCCUCACAUGGAUACAAUGGUAAAGCAUGCGGAGAAUGCCGAGGGGGGCCGUUCACCCAACGGGUCCACCAUCUUGGGAGUGCCCGGAAAAAAUUAAGAGACCGCUACAAAAUGAUCAGCUUCUCUAAAAUAGCUGUUUAUUGGAACCAGUGGAAAAUAUAGAGAAAGUGAAAGUAACACUUGGGUCCAUGCAUGUCAAGUCUGUUAAAAAUAUUGAGGUAGAUUCAAACGCCUGACCUCAGACCUGUGAGGCGGAUGCACCAUCCACUCCGCUGCCUAUGUGAAAUCAAAUGUAUGUAAUAAGAAUUACUUUAAUUUUCAUAUUCGUAAUCAAUUUAAUCAUAAUUAAUCAAGCAAAUAUUUCAUUUAAAAGAGCAGAGUGGUCCUUAUGUGGCCUGCAGGUCAUACUUUGCCCUAAAGGGUAAAAAAAAAAAAAAAAAAGAAAGAAAGGCUUAAAACUGGACUGGACUCACAGUUCAGUUUAAAUACUUGACAAUAGACAAUAUUACCCCACAUAAUUGCUAAUCAAAUCUAUACUGUGCCUCUGCUUGAACACAACAAUGGCGACGUGAUUGUAAAAAAGGAAAUGAUGGUAGGGUCACUCAGAAGCAGUCUUGAAGGCUUUGAAAUGGAUUUGAAGGUGCAUUCAAGUACUGACCCAACGAGCUGUGCCUUUGUGAUUCUCUUCAAGGCAGGUGGAUUGUGACAUUGAAAUGAAUUGUCACGGAAUAGCUGCAUUUACAAUGGAUAUAAAAGGUCUACAGACCCCUGUUUAAAUGAGAGGUUGUUUUUGUGAUAUAAAAAAAAAAAAAAAAUUAGACCAAGAAAAAUGAUUUCCAAACUUUUUCCGCCAUUAGCGUCAGUUAUGCCCUGUGGAACUCCAUUGGAGAAUAGAAAGAAUACAUAUUUUCCUCACUGAUGGUAGGAUCAUUUAAAGUGCCUCUGAUUAACCCCGAAUAAAGCUCAGAUGUUCUUGUAGGCUUUUCCUGACAUUUUCUUUUACUUUAUAGCAGAAGCUUGAAAGUUUUGCACGAACGCUGACUGAUAGUUGUUAAUUGUUCACAAUUCCCUCCACCUAGUUGCGAUGCAACCAUGACACAUUUUGCCACGAGCGUUCGGGAGUGUUUUUGAAAAAAGAACACUAUACAUACAGUGAAGCAUGGCAUUCAUUCUGAACACGACAACAUACCCAGUUAUAAGAGGGUGUGCACACAUGUGCAACCACAUUAUUUCAGUUGUUUAUUGUUGCUUCCCCUUUCUAAAAUAUAUAUAUUUUUUUCAAGUUGAGUACAGGUUAUAGUUCACAUUAAUGGCGGAAAACUUUUUGAAAUGAUCUUUAUCUCAUAGUGUAAUAUUACAAAAAGCUGGCAUUUGAACAGGUGUGUGUAGUCCUUUUAUAUCCACUGUAUAGUAACAAGCCUUAUAUUUGUGAGCCUUAUUAUUCCUCUCUAUAAAUCAUAAUGUUUCAAUGUUUGUU